Molecule: messenger RNA, 2384 nt
Organism: Pectinophora gossypiella (pink bollworm)
Lineage: Eukaryota; Metazoa; Arthropoda; Insecta; Lepidoptera; Gelechiidae
Exons: 5
Coding region: 1-1557 (518 amino acids)
Biological process (GO): triglyceride biosynthetic process
Cellular component (GO): plasma membrane
Molecular function (GO): diacylglycerol O-acyltransferase activity; long-chain-alcohol O-fatty-acyltransferase activity
Source: RefSeq, a predicted model, not a curated record
AUGUUUGCCUUUUUACAGUACAACAAACAAGUCGUCACGCUGAACACCAAACUCAGUAAAAUAUUUAGCAGACAGAACAUUUCAAGGGCGAUUGUGUUGACUGUCGUAGUGUUGGUUCUACCCAUGAUACUUGGACUCCUACUACUUGCUUUACUUUACAAAGUGAUGUGUGCUAUGAUUAUAAUACGAAAAGACAAAAACUUCGUCGGGUUCCUAGACAGUUUCGACGUCUUCUGGAGCUUAGAAGAUGAUACUUCCAAAAGUAUUAUCAACGUCCUCGGUAUUAUAGAGUCCAACUCCUCUCAAGCUGUAGCCAAAGACAUAAAGAAAAAGUUAGAGCAAGCUAUUUUAAACGACACUACAGGAAAGAUCUUUUAUAGAAGAAACGAAAAGUACGGAUUUUACUACUGGAGUCGACACAAUUUUGUCGAUAUGGAUCAAUACGUAGAAGUUAUUGAAUUACCGAAUAAAUGUGAUGAUAAUCUUAACGUAAUUGACUUAGAAAACCUUAUGACAGAUUUACAGGAAGAUUCUUUACCAUAUGAAGAUGAAGGAUUGUUUAAAAUUUUAAUAACCAGGCAAAGAAUUAGUAAUCACAAUAAUCUAAAAGGCAAUUAUGGCAUAAUAUUCAGAAUACACCAUUCCGUUGGAGACGGCACAGCUUUAAUAGAGUUUUUAUGUCAAACCCUUGCCGAUGAAACUAAUGAUUGCUUAGUCAACAUGUUUUCAAUGCCCGAGGCUUACAGAAAUCCAAGUUCCCCUAAGAACCUUGUUGAUAUGAUGCAAACAUUGCUAGAAAUACCUAUCUGUUUCGUAGAUGGGAUUCUUAGAAAGCCCGAUGAAAAUCCUCUACAUAGCAAAAGUUUGAACGGAAGGACAGUUUUCAAAUGGACAGAGUCUGAUGAAAAUUUGCUAACUAUGGUGAAAGAAAUUAAAGAAAACGUUGCUCGAACAUGCUUUUCUGAAAUCUUGAUAGCAGCUCUUUCAAGAGGUCUACGGAAUUCAUUCCAGCAGACAGAGGGCAAAGUUCCAGAGGACGUAGCAGUAGUAUUACCAGUUAGAUUUCCAAAAACAUCUACGAUUGGCGACGACCCUAUUCUAAAAAAUGAUUUUAGUGUAACCAUAUUAGAUGUGCCAGUAGAAGACAAAGAUAAUCUGUAUGAAAUAAAGGAACGUUGCAACUUGCUACGUAGAAGCGCGGAUCCAUUGACCAACUACUACUUCCUCAAGCUGAUCUGCAGUGUGUUCCCGGCGAGUAUCCUUCAGCCGAUGCUCUACAGCCGUCAAGCUACCAUGGUACUGAGCAACCUGCCAGGCCCACCGCGCCUGACCAUCUGUGGGGGCAACGUCCUCCAGUCAUUGGUAUUCUUCGUGCCACACAAGGGAACCACAGGUCUAGGAGUUACAGCACUCUGUUACGGCGGAGUGCUCAGAUUCGCAGCGAGUGCGGAUCAGGCGCUGAUCUCCACUUCUGACCGCCUGUCUCCGAUCCUCGACGGUAUGGUGGAGGAAAUACGACGGCUGCAUACAAAAUAUGCUAACAAGAGGCAUAUUUAGCUGUGGCUCUAUUUCAGAGGCCUUAGACAAAAUAGAUGUUACCUAGCUACUUCUAAUUGGAAUAAAUAGACUGAAUUACCAAAUAGGACUUAAGAAAGUUGUGUUGACAUCUCAGUAAAAGAUAUGGAGAUCGUCAAUCUAUAGAAAGUGUUUUACUUUUUUUUUCUGGAAUAAUAUCUACUACCUUGAUAUGAUCCCUAAGUAUAGCUAACUGUACGGAAAAUGUAUGUAGAAAAUCGAAAAAAAAGUGUUUAGGAAAUCUUGAUGCAAGGCGCCAACAGAAGAAUCGACUGAAGCCCUCCCUAACAACUCCACACACAAAAAACCCGUCUAGCCAGCUUUAUUAUGUGCCAGGAAGUCGAAGUUCAGUUUCGGUAGCCACAUCAGAGCCCACCACAACAACGACCCGGAAUAGACGUAAAUCAGGAGGUAAUGAAUUCUUGCUGCUUGAAUGCUUGCAUCUCAAACGAGGAGUGCCGAUGCGAACCCCGGUAACGGACUUGCACCAAUGAGUUAUUAAUUUAUCUUAAGUGCAGUUUACACUAACACAGUUGGCUCGACCAUUAUAGGCGACGAUACCGCUCAUCACCUAUCACCUUGAUUUAAUAGAAAGCUUGGUGAGGUGUGGGUACUUAGUUCAUCGAGCGAUUGAUGCACCUCUGACUACCCCAAUUAGGAUAUAGUCGUGAGCUUAUGUAAUAAGCCGCCGUCGCAGCUGGACACGGUUUGAAAAAAAUAAGUAAAAAAAAAACCGGUUAAAAUUGUGGUUCGAUAAACACAUUCAAUGAGGAAUACGCAUUCAGUCCUAAUGGAAGUUUUCCAUUUAG